AUGACACUCCCCAGCUUGUUACCGGCACCGACUCAUCGGUAUGACGAUCAGCCUGAGGCUGCGGGAAAGGCCACCUCCCAGAGGUCGCAGAGGACCUCACCAGUCUCCUCCCGAAGAGGACCUCCCCCAUAUGGGUGCCAGGAAGGAUGGCUGCCCCAGUUACUGGAGGAUUUUGGAGCUGGAGGUGCUUUUCCAGAGAUCCGCACGGCCCAGUAUCCCCUGGAUAUGGGACAGAGGAAAACAAAGUCAAAUGCGCUGGCCAUUCAGGUGGAUCCUGAGGGAAGAAUGAAGUACAAAGCGAUUGCUCGACAAAGACAGGUGAAAGACAAGGUCAUUUGCAGCACAUACGCUGGCCUGGUUCCAAAGGAAGUUACGAAAGCAGAGGACACAGACCUGCAGAGACCAGAUGAAGAAGCUAUUAAAGAGAUAACAGAAAAGACCCGAGCAGCCUUAGAGAAAUCCGUAUGGCAGAAGGUUGCCACAUCCAGGCCACUGGGCGCAGCUGAUAAACUGGCUCCAGCUCAGUAUAUCCGCUACAGCCCAACUCAGCAAGGAGCGGCUUUCAACUCUGGAGCCACACGGAGGGUUAUUCGGAUGGCAGAAAUGCAGACAGAUCCCAUGGAGCCUCCAAGGUUUAAGACUAACAAGAAAAUUCCCCGGGGACCACCUUCUCCUCCUGCACCAGUCAUGUGUUCCCCUAGCAGACAGAUGACUGGAAGGGAACAGCGAGAGUGGAAGAUUCCUCCCUGUAUUUCUAACUGGAAAAAUGCAAAGGGUUACACGAUCCCACUGGACAAACGUCUGGCUGCGGAUGCGAGAGGACUACAGACAGUACACAUCAGUGAGAAGUUUGCCAGACUCACCCAAGCCCUCUCCAUGGCUGAUCGCAAGGCUCGGGAAGCUGUGGAAAUGCGUGCCCAGGUAGAGAGAAAGAUGGCUCAUAAAGCGAAGGAGAGACGUGAAGAGAAACUCAGAGAAAUGGCCCAGAAAGCCAGGGAGAGGAGAGCUGGGACCAAGACCCAUGUGGAGAAAGAGGAGGGGGAGGCACACGAGAGGCAGGAAAUCCGGCAUGACAGGCGAGAAGAGAGACAGCGUGCCCGGAACCUUCCCACAGCAGCACUAGAGAAGAGGCCGAAAGGACAGAGAAGGGAAACUCGGGACGUGACCGAAGUCAUUGCUCUCAGUAUGGCCAAUCCUCGCACGUCCAGUGAAGUUCAGGACGACCACAGGCUCUUUGACCGAUCCCAAGGGGUGGACAGUGGGUUUGCAGGUGGACAAGAUGAAAUGUACAAUGUUUAUGAUCGAGCCUGGAGAGGUGGUCAGGGUGUGGCCCAGAUCAUUUACAGGCCCAGCCAAAAUCUGGACAAGGACGUGUGUGCUGAUGACCUAGAAGCCAGAAUAAAGACCAACAGAUUUCUUCCCCACCAGGAGGUUUCUGCUUCAGACCGAAGGCAGAGAGGCCGAGAAGGACCAGUUCAGUUUGAGGAAGACCCUAUUGGUUUGGACAACUUUUUGGAAGAAGCCAAACAGCACGGGGCCUCUAAGAGACCCUCAGAGAGCAGCCGCCCCAGGGAACGUGAGCACGAAAGCAAGAGGAGGAGGAAGGAAGAGACGCACAUCUCUUCCAAAUCCAACCUCUGGGCAGCCAUGGCUCUGUCCACAUUCCUAGGAGGCCAGGCCGGUGCCUCCACCAGCAAGCUCUCAGCCCCGAUGGACCACUUUGAAAAGCAGCACAACACUCAUGCGGCCGAUUUCUUCCCCACCAGGAGGUUUCUGCUUCAGACUGAAGGCGAAGAGGCCGAGAAGGACCAGUUCAGUUUGAGGAAGACCCUUUUGGUUUGGACAACUUUUUGGAAGAAGCCAAACAGCACGGGGCCUCUAAGAGACCCUCAGAGAGCAGCCGCCCCAGGGAACGUGAGCACGAAAGCAAGAGGAGGAGGAAGGAAGAGACGCACAUCUCUUCCAAGUCAACGGACUAUCAGCCAGAAACCUGAGGAUGCGAAUCCCAGGGGGGCAGAGUUUGUAAAGGCUCAGGAUGAAAACCCAGUCCGGGUGCCAGAUUCCAGCGCUUCUUUAUAUCACGGCAGAAAGGGGCAUUAG
Galeopterus variegatus (Sunda flying lemur) is the source of this 2100-nucleotide messenger RNA. RefSeq names its product SNW domain-containing protein 1-like. The record is from RefSeq and is a predicted model, not a curated record. NCBI's taxonomy places the organism in Eukaryota, Metazoa, Chordata, Mammalia, Dermoptera, Cynocephalidae. Bases 1 to 2100 code for a protein of 699 amino acids. The transcript has 4 exons. Gene Ontology annotation, cellular component: spliceosomal complex. Gene Ontology annotation, biological process: mRNA splicing, via spliceosome.